CUAGACUUGGACGAAUGUGCUGACGGAACACACAACUGUGAUGUGAAUGCUGAGUGUUACAAUACCCUGGGAUCGUACAACUGCACGUGUAAAGAUAGAUUUCGUGGAAAUGGAACCAAAUGCACAGGUAACUUUUUGUAACAUAUCAUUCUAUCUUUUCUCUCCUAAUUUUUCUGGUGGACAUAGCACCAGACCUAAACUUGCACAAGAGUGUAAUGUCCCUAAUUUCUAUGCGGUGUUCUACCGGCAGCAGGCCAAGAAGUACGAGCCCAUCAGUAUAAGAGACAUAACUGGGUGGGUGGUUAGGAAUAAACUUAGUUGGACACCUUUGGAUUUUCUCAAUUAAUGCUCCAUGUAUGACUGUAUAAUAAAGACCAUAGGCAGGAACAUUAUUCAAGUUUGGGUCUGACCACAGGACAGCACAGUAGCUUCCUCAUCUAAACGUCAUUGACAUCCCGGAAACUCGCCUGAUUCGCGAAGGGUUUUGUUGGCCUUUGAGGUUAUUUCUCCUGCAUGCUCUGCCCAUUGGAGAUCACGGGAAUCAGUGAUGCUUAUGUCUUAAGCUUAAGGUACACACUCGAGCGAUGUCCAUCAAGGUCAACCAGGAGUAUUCUUCUUAAAGAUGUGAACGGAUUUGCGUUUUGCGGCGUUGAAAGCUAUGCAGCUUUGUGAAUUCACCAGUUUCUUAGGAGUUACCAGCAAGAGUGACAGCAUAUUUGCGGUUGAAAGUAGAUUCUAUUUUCAUUACCAGAGCUAUCGCGAAGAUACCGUUAUGAAGAUAUAGUUAUUAAUGGGUUCGGAAGAAAAUAAUCAAAUAAGUCAGUCUUGUUUCUUUGUGGGAUUUUCUGGAGAUUUUUGCUUCGUUAUCUUAUUAUGCCGAAUUUACAGGAAUAUUUGUUGUAAGUGGUAGUGUGCAAUAUUGGCAAUACCCAAAACAAUUUGACAAUUUCUUAGCAGUACCAUAACUUUCCCUUUCAUUUUGCGAUUAUUAUACAGGAUUUACAGCAGUGUUUACAACUCUUGGUAAGAGUGGACGUAAGGGUCCAGUCCAAAUUGGAAAUCACUACACAGGUCAGGAUCACGACGGGCAAGUUACAUUGUCCAGCGGUAUUCAACAAUGGACUGUGCCACACACUGGCGAAUACAGAAUAGAAGCAAUAGGAGCCUCAGGGGGGUAUGUAGAGGACAGUAUCAUCAAGAACGGUGGAAGAGGGGCACGAAUGAUUGGAAACUUUAUUUUGACCAAAAAUGAGAUCAUUCAUAUACUUGUUAGUCAAGAAGGGAAAAAAGGAGAGAACAACUCAAAAACUGCUGGAGGUGGUGGAGGUACAUUUGUUGUGAGACGAAACAACACGCCUUUAAUCAUAGCUGGAGGUGGAGGGGGAAUCAAAAAAAUGUCAGAACAACAUCCGGGAUGUGAUGCGUCUAUAAAUACCACUGGGAAUGCAGGGAACAACUCACCACUGGGGUCAGCUGGAAUAGAAGGACAAGGAGGACUUACUAAUGGUGUGAAUUCUGGUUGGUGGAGAAUUUGCUUUUUAUAAAUACUGAGAAACUCGUUGCAUUCUACUGCCAUCCUUCACUAUCUCCAACUUGAUGAUAGAGUUAGAUCUGGAUUAAACAGAGGCACUAAAUAAAGAGUUAGUUGCAGCAUUUUUACGCUGACUUGUCCUCAUUACUAAGAAUCUCACUGCGGAUCGUCGUUUGAUCGUAAGAAAUUUAUGGGUGCUAUUCGUAAAAGAAUCACUGAUCACUUUUUGAUUGCACUGUAGGUGGCGGUGGUGGCGGCUUCCAUAAUAAUGGACAUGAUGCAACGAACUCUAGUGGAAGAGGGGGAAAAGGAGGUGCAGGAUAUCUUCAGCGGGGAAAGGGUGGAAAGUCUCUUGGUGGGUUCGGAGGUGGCGGUGGUUCACAUACAGUCAACAAGGGACCAGGCGGUGGUGGUGGUUACACUGGGGGAAGUGGCGGGGCUAAUGAUGAUAUAUCCUGUGGGGGAGGGGGAGGAUCUUUCAACAAUGGAACAAAUCAACAAAACGAAUGUUGCAAUAAUAGCGCUGGUCAUGGUUGGGUAAACAUUACAUUUCUCCGUUGA
Pocillopora meandrina is the source of this 2092-nucleotide messenger RNA. NCBI's taxonomy places the organism in Eukaryota, Metazoa, Cnidaria, Anthozoa, Scleractinia, Pocilloporidae. The record is from the annotation of a GenBank genome assembly.